Verticillium dahliae VdLs.17 is the source of this 1875-nucleotide messenger RNA. RefSeq lists its product as uncharacterized. The transcript is spliced from 2 exons. The record is from RefSeq and is a predicted model, not a curated record. The coding region runs from base 268 to 1854 and encodes 528 amino acids. Lineage: Eukaryota; Fungi; Ascomycota; Sordariomycetes; Glomerellales; Plectosphaerellaceae.
GAGUCGCGCCUGAUCCCUCUUUGUUUCAGGGGGGCGACACGCAGUCUCCGGGUAAUAUUUGGCAUCGCCAGGUGAGCUACAGUGGGCGGCCAAAAGGAUUUGACGCCUUCGAAGCCCCGCAGCUCGGCUUGAUGUACGGCAGAUCUUCGGGGUAGAAGCAACCUCACAGGGGGGAAACACUUCCCCACACUGUAACGAGAUCUACGCCUCUCGAGCUCUCUUGAUGGCUGCGGCAUCUGGCAGCCCUCAGCUGCGACAACACAAGCCAUGUCCAACUCUUCCGACGCGUCAAAUGAACAAAAUGGGCCACUCCCAACGCUGGAGCUACCGAAUGGCUCCUUGAUCACGCAGGAAGCGGCUCUCGACACGGACAAGAACAUCGUUCAAGAAGUACGACAUGUCGAAGCGACCAAGGCCUUCUAUCGGAGGCUCUGGGCUGAAAGGGACGUCAUGAGCGCCCUCGUCAAACACCACAUAGGUUUAGGCGAUCAAUUUGACUGUUUCAUCGCACCCCAGCAUCAGUGGAUUCGAGGGAACUUCAAUGUUUGCCUACCUGUUAACGUGCGGUCGCCGGGCUCGUCCUACAAGCUCAUUCUGCGCUGCGCCAUGCCCCAUAAGCUUGCAGAAGCUCAUAAGCCUGGCAGCAUGGACGAGAAGAUGGACUGUGAAGUAGGAGCAUAUGCGUGGAUCCAAGAAAAAUGCCCUGAUAUUCGUAUCCCACAUCUUUACGGCUUCGGCUUCUCUGAUCAGCGCCACUUUACUCACGAAGCUCACCGCCCUCUAUAUAUACGCAUGCUGCACGGUCUGCGGCGCCUGUACCAUACCCUAGUCAGACGACCGAUCCUCCUGUCACGAUACACCAGGCAUGCGGCCCAAUACCGCUUCCCUACAGCGUAUAUGCUGCUUGAGGAUGUAGGCUCAGAUAGCAGCCAGAUGCUCUCCAACACUUGGAACAAGCAUCGCAUGGAUCCCGUCCGAAGGCGGAAUUUGUUUCAAGGCAUAUCCCGGCUGAUGCUUUCCCUUUCCCGCGUCCCCCAACCGAGAAUUGGGUCUUUCCAGUUUCGUGAUGACGGUACCAUCACGCUGACGAAUCGCCCUCUAUUGUGUUCCUUCAUGAUCCUUGAGAAUGAAGGCUCACCAGCGGCAAUGCAGCGAGAAACAACCUACGAAUCUAUUGAGCCCUUCAUGGCGGACUUGUUCAACUUCCACGAUAUGCGCUUCUUGUCUCAUCCCAACAUGGUCUUCGACGAUAAGGACUGUCGCGGGGAGAUGGCCGCGAGACUCUUGCUCCGAAUGCUUGCACACCGUUAUGUACGGCAAGAUCGUAGAAAUGGACCGUUCAUUCUUCAGCUUGACGAUUUUCAUUCUAGUAACAUCUUUGUCGAUACAGAAUGGAACAUUACUGCCCUCAUAGAUCUGGAGUGGAUAUGUGCUCUUCCUAUCGAAAGACUAAGCGUUCCGCACUGGUUGACCAAUUGUGCGAUCGACGAAAUACGAGAAGAGCGCUGGGAUGAAUUCAACCGCGCUCGGGAAGAGUUCAUGAAUAUAUUCGAGGCGGAAGAGCGCAAAGUUAAGAGGCAAGAUGGUCUACUCUCGGAGGCCAUGCGGGACACGUGGACAUCGGGCGGUGUGUGGUUCUGGCAAGGCAUGAUGUCCAUCAAUGCAAUGUCUACACUGUUUACGGAUCACAUCUGCCCCAGAUUUUCGACCCCUCUUUCCUUUGAAAACGAGCAGCUACUGUCGCGCUUCUGGUCUGAGGACGCUGCCGAAGUGGUCACGAACAAAGUCAAGCAGUAUGACGAUUAUACAGCAGAGGUAAGGGCUCUGUUCGAAAAGAAUACACUUAGCCCUUGACGCUGGCUGUCAUAUCACUCG